Molecule: messenger RNA, 1632 nt
Organism: Aphanomyces astaci
Lineage: Eukaryota; Oomycota; Saprolegniomycetes; Saprolegniales; Verrucalvaceae
Exons: 1
Coding region: 79-1608 (509 amino acids)
Source: RefSeq, a predicted model, not a curated record
UGAUGGUCGAUCAAUUAGACCUCACAGCGCUGGAGAUAUCUUGGCGCCCAUACCACUUUACACUUUUCCUCGAUACACAUGGAAGCCCCAAAGCCGCUGCUGGAGCCACUUGCGCCUAGCCCCACAGACCUAUCACAUUCCCGUCGGCGCCGAUGCGUCUGGUCGUCCGUAAUAGCGCUCGGCGUCGUGGUAUGCACGGUCGUGCUCAUUCUCCCCCAUAAAAAAGAGUUGGCGUCCAACACCGCGACAGGGCUGCACAUCGACGGCACCGCUAACCUGACAUUCUGGUACCGAAAUAACUCGCACUGGCUGCCGGAACCCGAUCUCGCCAAGGUAUUCAAGCUCGUGUCGCCACUCCUGGCGCUACUCGAGUCCAACCCCAAGAGUAACACGCUCGUCUUCGCAGCGACCAACACCACAGUAGUGUUUCGUGCCGACGUGUGGUCGGUCAAGGAGUGCUCAACGAUCUCCCGCGCGUUGAACAAGAGCUUCUUCACAUACGACUUCGCUCAUCAGCUGUGCUACCUCAACAACCCCCCGCCGUCCAUGGCCCUAGAUGUGGGGUCGGCCGACUCGACGUCCAAGACGGACUGCCUCGUGUCAUGCAACCGCACGCUGUCGUGCAUGGGGAUGUUGUACAAGUCCCAAGAGUGCACGCUCUUCAAGGCCGCAACGACCACCGCGAUGGCCACCGCCGGGUGGAUCGUGCCUUCCCUCAAGGUCAAGUCCACCAAUAACAACCCGACCGUGGCGCCAGCGGCUGUCGAGUUCGUCUCUAAAAUGGCGACCAAAGUGCACGUGUACGGCACCGCCCACCAAGACGACCACGAGCUGUUCAUGGCCAACGCCCUGUACACGACAUUUCAAGAUCGUAACGUCAAAGCUGUGUUUGUGUACACGAGCGCCGGCGACGCCAACCGCACGGACGGGUGGUGGGAGGCGCGGGAGGUCGGGACGCUGGCGGUCACGGAUUUCUGUCUGAAAGAGGCCGGGUUCUACACGACCAAUCGCAAGGACGAAGUCGUGUCCAUCUACAACCACACGAUCGGCAAAGUCACGAUCGGAAAUGCCGUCCACUACUUUCUUCGGCUCAGCGAGUUCAACUUGACGUCGAUGAUGGCACCUUCUCCUGGGAAUAAUGCCCCGUCACAGAAAUUGUAUGUCCCGUUGGGAGCGCUAAACGCAGGCGAAACAGCGUACUCGAGCUUGUCGGAUGUCCUCGCCGUCAUCCGAUACAUCAUCCGAAAGGAAACGGCUGGGGUACCGUCAGUAUCGGCGUUUGUGCCAGAGUUCAUUGACAAGGGCAACGACCACCAGCUGCAUGUGGGCACUGGCAAGUUGUUUGCGGAUGCGCUGGCCGCCGAGCCUGGGCUGCAGGGCUGCGUGACCACCACGACCUUCUACGGGUACCAGCAUUGGCUGGAAGCCAUCAACAUGAAGGAACCCAUGGUCAGCUUCCAGCGCCGGGUGUGGCUCGCGCUCGCCGCCGCGCUGGAUCCAGUCUACCCAGGCAAGGACGUCUGGUCCAACCACGUGAUGAACUUGGGCAGGACGUACGUCGCGCGGGUCAAUGCGUCCACGCCAGGCGUGCAGUGUACUGUAGCGUAGAAUGUAAUAUCAGACAAAACACAC